Messenger RNA from Castor canadensis (American beaver), 1833 nucleotides. The record is from RefSeq and is a predicted model, not a curated record. Lineage: Eukaryota; Metazoa; Chordata; Mammalia; Rodentia; Castoridae.
UGUGGUUUGUGGCUAAACCUAAAGGCUCAGUUAACCAGCUGCCUGGCCUUCAGAGCUCCGCAGAGACAAGCGUCUUGAAAGGAAUCUCCGCUCCCUGGGACUCGCUCCUGCGCUGGGGCGCGGGUCUGAGUGCGCGCUCGGAGCCGGAGCUCGGGGCGCAGGGGUCGAGGAGGAGCCAGAAGCCGGGAGGCGGGAGCGACCUGCCACGGGUGAGAUGAUGGAGCGGCGUCUCGGGCGGCCGCGGUGGCAGCCACAGCCGCAGCAGCAGCCGCUUCAGCAGCUCUUGAACGCACCUCAAUGAGAGCGCGGAACGAGAGGCUGAGCAAAAGGACGCGAGCAGGCUCACUGCAGCCGCGGCGAGCGGACGGGGGAUGUAACCCGUUCCGCUCACGGCUGCGAGGUGCGUAAUCCCGAGCCGACCCAUUGUGGAGCGGGUGCAGCCAACAUUGCCACAGAUGGGAGCCAUGGCUUACCCCUUACUCUUUUGCCUCCUGCUCGCUCAUCUGGGACUGGGAGCUGUUGGCGCCAGCCGUGACCCACCGGGACGGCCAGAGUCCCCUCGAGAGAGGACUCUGAGGGGGAAGCAACACGCCCAGCAGCCGGUUCGAGUCUCUGCCCCGGACUCCUCGGCUCUCUGGAGCCGCUCCACCGACGGCACCAUCUUGGCGCAGAAACUCGCCGAGGAGGUGCCCGUGGACGUGGCCUCUUACCUCUACACCGGGGACUCCCACCAGCUGAAGCGAGCCAACUGCUCCGGCCGCUACGAGUUGGCGGGCCUGCCGGGGAAGUCGCUAGCCCUCGCCAGCUCCCACCCCUCCCUGCACGGGGCGCUGGACACGCUGACACAUGCCACCAACUUCCUCAACAUGAUGCUGCAGAGCAAUAAGUCUCGGGAGCAGAACUUGCAGGAUGACCUGGAGUGGUACCAGGCGCUGGUGCGGAGCCUCCUGGAGGGCGAGCCUAGCAUCUCCCGUGCGGCCAUCACCUUCAGCACCGAGUCUGUCCGCGCCCGCCCCGCAGUUCUUCCUCCAGGCCACGCGCGAGGAGAGUCACAUCCUGCUCCAGGACCUGUCCUCUUCCGCACACCACCUGGCCAACGCCACGAUGGAGACCGAGUGGUUCCACGGCCUUAGGCGCAAGUGGAGGCCCCACUUACACCGCCGUGGCUCCAAUCAGGGGCUCCGGGGCUUGGGCCAUAGCUGGAGGCGCAGAGACGGGCUCGGAGGGGACAAGAGCCAUGUCAAGUGGUCUCCGCCUUAUCUGGAGUGCGAGAACGGGAGUUACAAGCCCGGGUGGCUGGUUACUCUUUCCGCUGCCUUCUACGGGUUGCAGCCUAACCUGGUCCCGGAAUUCAGGGGUGUCAUGAAAGUUGAUAUAAAUCUUCAGAAAGUGGACAUUGAUCAAUGUUCAAGUGAUGGCUGGUUUUCAGGGACUCACAAAUGCCACCUUAACAAUUCAGAGGUAAGAACAUGAAAACAAAAUUCUCUGAAAUCAGAAGCUCAUAAACGGUUUACUAUUAUAAAACUGUAUGUUUUUAUUUGUGUGGGUGAAUUAACAAGAAGAAUUCUAAUUAGAAAAAAAAAUCAUCAGAUUUCAGUGUUGCCAAAUGAGCUGAAACUGGAGAAAAUAAAAUUCGUGCAGAAUAGCUAUUCAUUUUGGGACUCUCUUGAGAGGUGGCCAAAAUUAAGAUUGAAGUUUAACUUUGUUUAAAGGCUGACCUGUUCUUCAAAAUGGGCUGGAAAUGUAAAAUAGCCACAAAGUAAGAAAACCAAAUCAUGCACAUUAACCAGAUUGUCACCAUUUUAUGGAAUAUAAUGCUUAUUGUAACAAUUG